AUGGGUCGUGAGCAGGACUUGAUCCUUGCCGUCAAGAAUGGGGAUGUGACCGGUGUGCAGAAGCUGGUGGCUAAGGUCAAGGCCGCAAAGACCAAGCUCCUCGGCUCCACCAAGAAACUGAACGUGAACUACCAAGAUGCUGAUGGAUUCUCUGCGCUUCACCACGCUGCCUUGGGGGGCAGCCUGGAGCUCAUUGCUCUGCUGCUGGAGGCUCAGGCCACCGUUGACAUCAAGGACAGCAACGGCAUGCGCCCGCUGCACUAUGCAGCCUGGCAAGGCCGGCUGGAGCCUGUGAGGCUGCUGCUGCGGGCCUCUGCGGCUGUCAACGCUGCCUCACUGGAUGGGCAGAUCCCGCUGCAUUUGGCUGCGCAGUACGGACACUAUGAAGUGUCAGAGAUGCUCCUGCAGCACCAGUCAAACCCCUGUCUGGUCAGCAAGGCCAAGAAGACGCCCCUGGACCUGGCCUGUGAGUUUGGGCGGCUUAAGGUGACACAGCUGCUCCUAAACAGCCACCUGUGUGUAGCACUGCUAGAGGGUGAGGCCAAGGACCCGUGUGACCCCAACUACACCACGCCCCUGCACUUGGCUGCCAAGAACGGCCACAGAGAGGUCAUUAGGCAGCUCCUGAGGGCUGGGAUUGAGAUAAAUCGCCAGACCAAGACCGGCACAGCCCUCCACGAGGCGGCUCUGUACGGCAAGACUGAGGUGGUGCGGCUGCUCCUGGAGGGCGGGGUAGAUGUGAAUAUCCGGAACACGUACAACCAGACAGCACUGGACAUCGUGAACCAGUUCACCACCUCCCAAGCCAGCCGGGAAAUCAAGCAGCUCCUUCGGGAGGCCUCUGGGAUCCUGAAGGUACGGGCACUGAAGGAUUUUUGGAACCUGCACGACCCCACUGCCCUCAAUGUCCGGGCCGGGGAUGUCAUCACGGUACUGGAGCAGCAUCCCGACGGCCGUUGGAAGGGCCACAUCCAUGAGAGCCACAGGGGCACCGACCGCGUGGGCUACUUCCCUCCAGGCAUCGUCGAGGUGGUCAGCAAGCGGGUGGGCAUCCCCACCCUCCGCCUCCCCUCUGCGCCUGCCCCCCUGCGCCCCGGCUUCUCCAGGACACUGCAGACCCCAGCUGAUGACCUGCUCUCCUGUGGCCAACUCCCUCGAGUGGGUCUCAGCCCAGAUAGCCCCGCAGGUGACAGGAACAGCGUGGGCAGCGAGGGCAGUGUGGGCAGCAUCCGCAGUGCCGGCAGCGGGCAGAGCUCCGAGGGCACCAACGGCCACAGCACCGGCCUCCUUAUUGAGAAUGCCCAGCCACUGCCCUCUGCUGCGGAGGAGCAGGCACUACCAGGGCUGCACCCCCUGCCCCUGGCAGACAACCUGAGCCACCACCCCCUGGCCAACUACCACUCUGGGGAGCAGAUCUUCACGCAGGAUGUGAGACCAGAACAGCUGCUGGAGGGGAAGGAUGCCCAGGCCAUUUACAAUUGGCUGAGUGAGUUCCAGCUGGAGAGCUACACGACCCACUUCCUGCAGGCUGGCUACGAUGUGCCCACCAUCAGCCGCAUGACGCCCGAGGACCUGACGGCCAUCGGGGUGACCAAGCCUGGGCACAGGAAGAAGAUCACCUCCGAGAUCGCCCAGCUCAACAUCGCCGAGUGGCUGCCCAACUACAUCCCGGGGGACCUGCUGGAGUGGCUGUGUGCGCUGGGGCUGCCGCAGUACCACAAGCAACUGGUAAACAGCGGCUACGACUCCAUGGGGCUGGUGGCUGACCUCACCUGGGAGGAGCUGCAGGAGGUUGGCGUCAACAAGCUUGGGCAUCAGAAGAAGCUCAUGCUGGGGGUGAAACGGCUGGUGGAGCUCCGCCGGGGCCUGCUGCAGGGAGAGAUGCCGGGUGAAGGAGGGCGUCGGCUGGCUGGGGGCCCGGAGCUGAUGGCCAUUGAGGGGCUGGAGAAUGGGGACGGCCCCGUCGCCGCUGGCCCACGCCUCCUCACCUUCCAGGGCAGCGAGCUGAGCUCAGAGCUACAAGCAGCCAUGGCGGGGGGUGGCCUUGAGCCACUGCCCCUGCCGCCCGCCCGCUCCCCCAGCCAGGAGAGCAUCGGGGUACGCUCACGAGGGUCCGGUCACUCACAGGAGCACCCGGCUCCCCAGCCCACUGGUGGAGACCCCAGCACCCCACAGGAGAGGAACCUUCCAGAAGGCAUAGAGCGGCCCACUAAGCUCUGCUCCCCACUUUCUGGCCAAGGGCCCCCUCCUUAUGUCUUUAUGUACCCCCAGGGCUCACCCUCCAGCCCAGCUCCAGGGCCACCUCCUAGUGCACCCCAGGCCUUCUCCUACCUGGCUGGCCCCCCUGCCACCCCCCCAGACCCGCCUCGGCCCAAGCGGCGGUCCCACAGCCUGAGCCGGCCGGGCCCGGCCCAGGAGGAGACCGAGGGGGAGGCUGAAGGGCCAGUGGGCAGUGCCUUGGGCAGCUAUGCCACCCUCACUCGGCGACCGGGACGCAGCACCCUCACCCGGACCAGUCCCAGCCCCACCCCCACCCGAGGGGCUCCCCGCAGUCAGUCCUUUGCACUCCGGGCCCGCCGCAAAGGACCCCCACCCCCACCUCCCAAGCGUCUCAGCUCUGUCUCUGGCCCUUCCCCUGAGCCACUCCCACUGGACGGGAACCUCGGGCCCACAGAAGGGGCCGCUGGGCCCCGAAGGCGAACACUGAGCGAACCAGCUGGCCCCGCGGAGCCCCCUGACCCACCGGCCCCAGCAGGCCCUGCCUCAGACACGGAGGAGGAGGAGCCAGGGCCUGAGGGGACACCCCCAUCUCGGGGCAGCUCGGGGGAAGGGCUGCCAUUUGCCGAAGAGGGAAAUCUGACCAUCAAACAGCGUCCAAAGCCAGCUGGGCCCCCCACCCGAGAGACACCCGUGCCCCCUGGCCUUGAUUUCAACCUCACAGAGUCAGACACUGUUAAGCGGAGGCCCAAAUGCCGAGAGAGAGAGCCGCUGCAGACGGCCCUGCUGGCCUUCGGGGUGGCCAGUGCCAUGCCCGGCUCCCCAGCUCCCCCGACUUCCCAGACCCCCAGCGAGGCCCCCUCCUCAGCCUCUCCCCCUCCCAGCCCAGACCCCAGCAGCCUCCCAGCCCCCGGAGCUGCAGUCCCUCCAUUUCCCAGCCCUGUGACUAUGUCCGUGCCUGUACUCCCCUGCCCCAGGCCAGGCCUGGAACACUUAACAGGCAGCAACAACGGGGAGACAGAGCCCCCAGCAGCCCCUACGGCCCUCAUCAAGGUGCCUGGAGCAGGUACAGCCCCCAAGCCUGUGUCUGUGGCCUGCACCCAGCUGGCGUUCUCUGGCCCGAAGCUGGCUCCCCGGCUCGGCCCCCGCCCAAUGCCCCCACCAAGGCCCGAGAGUACGGUGGCUGCGGGCACAGGCCGGGCCCAGCGGAGACUGGAACAGACCAGCUCGUCCUUGGCUGCGGCACUGAGGGUGGCGGAGAAGACCAUCGGCACUGAGGAGCAGGCCGGCCCCCCUGGGCUCUCCACCAAACACAUUCUGGAUGACAUCAGCACCAUGUUCGACGCCCUGGCCGACCAGCUAGACGCCAUGCUGGACUGAGC
Orycteropus afer afer is the source of this 3599-nucleotide messenger RNA. It is a transcript of the gene CASKIN2, whose product is annotated as CASK interacting protein 2. The record is from RefSeq and is a predicted model, not a curated record. Lineage: Eukaryota; Metazoa; Chordata; Mammalia; Tubulidentata; Orycteropodidae. Gene Ontology annotation, molecular function: protein binding.